AUGGACCGGUUCAUCAACAACCAUGAUACUAUAGAUGAUGCUGCAUCGAUCGCUGUGUCCGAAAUAUCCACCACUUCGACCGAGAUGUUCGAACAUGAACCUUUCGAAACCCUCCAAACGAAAGUCAUCGAGCUGAGCAAAAAGAUGUGGCCGCGCCUAGCAACGGACGCCUUCCGGGUCACACGUAUGGAGGGAGGCUCCUACAACCGCGUUCUUGGAAUCCAAGUUGACUCCUCGAAGAAGCAGAUGUCGUGGAUUCUACGCCAUGCUCAGAAACUAGCUCAGAAGGUUUGCCCAAGCUCAGGCCGCAACUCUCAGCUCCAUGAGUUUGUGAUUCGUAUACCACGGUACGAGCAUGCAUGGGUUGAACAAGAAGUUGCUAUACUAUCUUUUCUCGCUGGCACAAAAGUCCCCGUGCCGAAGAUAAAGUUCUUGAGUCUUUCUAGCGAUAAUCCGCGCAUCGCUUUCGCGCGGGAGCUUGGUUCCGCCCUAGCGGAGAUGGGAAAGGGAAUCUUCAAAGAUGUCACAUACUCCCUAGCGCACAUGGACUUUGAGCCGCGCAACAUCCUCAUCGACAUCACCUCGCCUGGCACUGCACACCUCUCCGCGAUUCUAGACUGGGACGAAGCUGUCUUCGCCCCCUCAUUCGUGAACUGCCGUCCACCAUCUUGGCUAUGGGAUUUUGAAGGAGAUGAGGACUUGGAUGAGGCGCUGGCCAACGUGGCGCCAACUGAUUCUGAUCUUCAGGCGGUCAAGACCGCGUUUGAGGACGCUGUUGGGCCGGAGAACAUCUGUCGUCUUGCUAUAACUGGAUUUCAUUCAAACGAUGAUUAUGAAAUGGCGGAGAAGGUGAUCGAGGAGUGGAAUGAGAUGGAACCUGAGCAUAAGGUUCGGGGCUUGUUUGAUGGCGAGGAUGAUGAUGACAAUUGA
Messenger RNA from Cucurbitaria berberidis CBS 394.84, 930 nucleotides. RefSeq lists its product as uncharacterized. The transcript is spliced from 4 exons. NCBI's taxonomy places the organism in Eukaryota, Fungi, Ascomycota, Dothideomycetes, Pleosporales, Cucurbitariaceae. The record is from RefSeq and is a predicted model, not a curated record. The coding region runs from base 1 to 930 and encodes 309 amino acids.